Linum tenue is the source of this 2477-nucleotide messenger RNA. NCBI's taxonomy places the organism in Eukaryota, Viridiplantae, Streptophyta, Magnoliopsida, Malpighiales, Linaceae. The record is from the annotation of a GenBank genome assembly.
CUAUAAUUGGAGCAAAUUACGUGCACCCAAUCUGUCGUUUUGCUUCUACGACGACUCACCCCAUCUGCUUUGCCUCAUUAUUUUUCGCUACCCUAUCCGCCUCUCUCAAGUUGCCUUGCCUGAUUUGGUUCAUGGUCGUGAAGGCCUCCACGUGCAUGGUCCUCUUUGGCUGCGAGAGGUUUGAUUUGGACUGCCUUGGUUGUGAGGCUUCCACGUUGCAUUUUUGGGGCUGGCCGGAUCGUGACACUUCCAGUUCCAGGGUGUCGAGAGCCCAAAAAAGCCCAUCUCCUUCCAACCAGGCCCCCCCGCUCUCUUCUCUUUCAAAACCCCCCCGCUCUCACAUCUCUUUCUUCACCAAUUCUUCUCUCCCGGCCAAUGGAUCCCCAACCCCAACUGAGGAGCAGCAACAACACCACCAGGACUUCCCUUGCAAUGGAGAGAACCGGCCAAUGGAUCUUCUCUCAGGAUAUCCCGACGGACGUUCUCGUCGAAGUCGGGGAAGCAAAUUUCUCCCUCCACAAGUUCAUGCUAGUCGCCAAGAGCAACUACAUCAGGAAGCUGAUCAUCGACUCCAAAGAAACCGAUCUCACGAGGAUCGACCUCUCCGACAUCCCGGGCGGCCCCGAAAUCUUCGAGAAGGCUGCCAAGUUCUGCUACGGCGUCAACUUCGAGAUCACGGUCCACAACGUCGCCGCUCUCCGCUGCGCCGCCGAGUUUCUUGAGAUGACCGACGCCUACUGCGACGCCAACCUCGCCGGCCGGACCGAGGACUUCCUCGCCCAGGUCGCCCUCACCACCCUCUCCGCUGCCGUCGUCGUGCUUAAAUCCUGCGAGGAUCUCCUCCCCCUUGCUCAGGACCUCCAAAUCGUCAGCCGCUGCGUAGAGGUCAUCAGCCUCAGGGCGUGCAACGAGGCCAACUUCCCAAGCCGCUCGCCGCCCAACUGGUGGAUGGAGGAGCUCUCCAUUCUCGACAUUGAAUUCGUAUCACAAAUUAUCCCCGCCAUGAAAAAGCGAGGCGCCAAGCCUAUGGUUUUGGCGAGUGCGCUCGUGACCUACACGGAGAGAAAUCUCCGGGAUCUCGUCCGUGACCACUCGGGCAGCGGGUCCAAAUCGUUUGACCCUGAUUUUCCCGAUCACGAGUUGGAGCUCAGAGCUCAUCAGCGCGAGCUGCUCCAGUCGAUCGUCUCGUUGUUACCCGCCGAAAACGCCGCUUUCCCUGUCCAUUUCCUCUGCUGCCUCCUCCGAUCUGCAAUCUUCCUUAAAACCUCCAUCGCUUGCAAGAACGAGUUGGAGAAGCGGAUAUCCGCCAUUCUAGAGCACGUGAUGGUGGACGAUCUCCUGGUUCUGUCUUUCACCUACGAUGGGGAGAGGCUGUUCGACCUGGAAAGUGUGAGGAGGAUCAUCUCCGGAUUCGUGGACAAGGAGAAGAACAUGGGGGUUUUCAAUGGCGGCAAUUUCAGGGAAUCUUAUUCCACUGCUACCCAGAAAGUGGCCAAGACUGUUGAUGCUUAUCUUGGCGAGAUCGCAACUCAUGCUGAGCUGACCAUCUCUAAGUUCAAUGGGAUCGCUGUUCUCGUCCCUAAAACGGCCAGGAAGGUCGACGAUGACCUUUACCGCGCCAUUGACAUAUACCUCAAGGCGCAUCCAAACCUUGACGAGAUAGAACGGGAGAAAGUCUGCAGCGUUAUGGAUCCAUUAAAGCUCUCCUACGAAGCACGACUUCACGCAUCUCAAAAUAAAAGACUACCUGUCCAAAUCGUCCUCCACGCACUCUACUACGACCAGCUGCAGCUCAGGAGCGGCACAGCCACAGAAAAUUGCACCACACCCAUGGCGGCAGCGGCGGCCACGAAGAGCCAGCUACAGACCGAUGUAUCCCUGGUGAGAGAGAACGAGGCGCUGAGAGCCGAGCUAAUGAAGAUGAAGCUUUACAUCACGGACAUUAAGAAGACUGGUGGGAGUCAGGGGAGCUCCGGCAAAGCAGGGGGCUCUGGUAAAAGGGGACAUUCUUCUCCUCGAUGUCUAAAACUUUGGGAAAGCUGAACCCUUUCAGACAUGGGUCCAAGGAUACUUUAAACAUCGAUGACAGCGCUGGGAUCGACAUUACCAAGCCUAGGCGGAGAAGGUUUUCGAUCUCUUGAAAGAGAUCGAUUUGUGUGAUCUUGAGUUUAUAAUUAGUGUUGUAUGUGUGAAAGUCAUGAUUGCUCGGUGUUAAAACGUUUUGUGUGGUGAGAAAUUUGUUUAUUUUCUAUCGUAGAUAUAUUUUACAGUACGUGUAAUAGUGUUUUGUGGCGAGACAGUUUGAUUCUUUUGUAUUUGUAUAUACGUUUCAUGGCCCUGCUGCCGUUGUAAUUGUUUUCCCCUAGUUCGCCUCUUUUAUUGUUUUGGUGCCGUUGUUUUUCUUCACAUCAUACAUGUAACACCUCGAAUUUGAGUCCAGAUUCGACAAGUAAUAAAUGUACUAGUUCGAUCGACAA